Silurus meridionalis is the source of this 1341-nucleotide messenger RNA. Its product is annotated as microfibril-associated glycoprotein 4-like. Bases 145 to 957 code for a protein of 270 amino acids. The transcript is spliced from 5 exons. NCBI's taxonomy places the organism in Eukaryota, Metazoa, Chordata, Actinopteri, Siluriformes, Siluridae. The record is from RefSeq and is a predicted model, not a curated record. Gene Ontology annotation, biological process: elastic fiber assembly.
UGACAGCCUCAAACUUCCUUCAUCUCAGCUACAUAUAGAAAAAAAUCCUUGGAUCGUUGCCAAGACGUAACGGAAUAUAAAAGCAGGUGUUGGUUUGCAUUUGAUCAUCCAGACGUCUGCUGACUGCUUGCAAACAAUAAAGCCAUGCUGCUGUUGCUGUUGGUAGCAGUGACCUCGCUGGUCCACUCAGCUCCUGUCACUAACGUGUCCCUGCCACUGGACUGCGAAGAUGUUUACACCCUAAAGACUAGCACAAUGAAGAAUGCCUCUGUCCCAAAUGGAGUCUACACCAUUUAUCCAGCAGGGCCAAAUAAACCCGUGAAGGUGUUCUGUGACAUGGGCUGUGAGGAAGAUGACAACCAUCAGGAUGGAAAAUGGACUGUGAUUCAGAGAAGAAUUGAUGGCAAUGUGAGUUUUUACCGGCCAUGGAAAGAUUAUAAGAAUGGAUUUGGUGAUGCCAGUGGUGAAUAUUGGCUCGGUCUGGAGAACAUGUUCCUGAUGACCAACACGGAGAAGUAUCAGCUGAGAGUGGACAUGGAGGAUUUUGAGAGAGGCACUGCCUAUGCCCUCUACACUACUUUCUUCAUUCGCUCAGAGUCCAACAGUUACACGCUGAAUAUCGGUGACUACAAAAAUGGAGGAGCAGGUGAUUCUUUGUUCUAUGUGAAUGGGAGACCUUUUUCAACCUUUGACAAAGACCCAACUGGAUACUGUGCAGACACUAAUGGUGGAGGAUUCUGGUACAACUAUUACUACUGGUACUACUACUACUACUACAACUACUACAACUACGGGUAUUGCCACAUUGCCAACCCCAAUGGCCUGUACAAACUAAAUAAUGUGAAUGCAGUAAGCACAGGGAUCAUUUGGCAAACCUGGAAAGGUAGCUACUACUCUCUGAAGAGCAUCGCUAUGAAGGUCAGAAGAAUUGGUCUGGAAGAUAUUGAAAAUCUUUAACUUCCCAGGCAGAGAAAUUCAGAGGAGUAGUACAGAGAGAAAUAAGUGUAGUAUCUCUGACUGCUGAGAAAUGGCUAAACUACUAAUUAAUUCAUCUUCAAUUUUUGGGUUUCUGUAGUGGCAUGUCUAUAUACUAUAUACUUAUGUUCUCCAUUUUCAACUCUAUUUAUUUCCUUUUUAGGGAACUACUGUAUGUGUAGGUACUUUAAAAAAUAUUGGUAUAUAUUGGUAUUAUUUACUGGUCAUAUAUUCUGUUUAUUGGGUUUUGCUUGUGAUAUUCAAUCUAUCACUUCCUUGGAACCUUUGAUAAGGAAUUACAUUAUUAUUCUUAAAUCAUAUAUAUAAUUAAUAUAUAUCAAAUUGAAUAAACUUUCAGCAAAUAAA